AUGCUACGCGGGUUGGAUAGCAUUGCCAACUUCUUGCUCUGCAAGCUGUGCUACAGAUCGAUAAAAUCAUUUAAACGCAGAAGGAGAAGGAAGAAGCGGCAUAAACGAGAACAGCUGGAGAAGACGCUUCGUGUCAUUACUAUGGCCGCAAACGAUAAACAGAGACCAACGCAUAAUCAGUUGGCCGACCAGCACGACGAGCCCAUUCUUCACGGCUGUACAGUCCGCUAUUACCUUCUCGGUGCUGGUGUAAUGCAUUCCGCAAUGGCCGCCAUAUUUGCCAAAAUGUCUGAGGACAGUCUACGACUGGCCUUUUCACCAGCGUCUAGGACAGCGGAAACGGAGUCAGAAUCAUGUGGACACAUCCAGAGGCCGACUAUACAGUCUGAUGUCAUCGAUCUGAGUGUUAAGAGAAGUAUCCAGGACCACAACUGCGUUGAGAGGAUCCAGCCAGAGGUCCCAUCCCAUGUUCUACCACCAUGCCUUCCACCAAAUUCAGUGGGUCUUGCAGGCAGUACGACGGCUAUUAAAACCCCCGGAGACUCCCGCUAUGAAAACCUGGACUAUGGCUGUGAAAAGAAAUUCCGCAGUCAUAAUUCCCUUGUCAAUCAUUACCGCACACACACAGGUGAACGACCAUUUGUUUGUGAUUUUCCCGGUUGCUGGCAGGCCUUUGCGCGCCAGUCAAACCUCAUAACGCACCGGCUGGUGCACCUGGAUCGAGAAAUGCGACGCAAAUUCAUCUGUCCUGUGGGUGGUUGUGGAAGGAACUUCCUAAAGAAGACAAACCUGGAGGACCAUCUGAAUCUGCACCUGGGCCGCCGACCCUACAAAUGUGAACACCCUGGCUGUGCCAAAGCUUUCCGUUGCCGUAGCAAUCUGAGCGGACAUCGCCGAGUGCAUCUGCGGGCUAAGGAAACUGGCGCGUCCACUCAAUCCAGCGCUCUGGAAAAACGGAUAGAAAUGAUUUUAGCUAGGGCGGUUGAUAGCCCUGAUGGCCAACAGCCUCCCAUCUAA
Dibothriocephalus latus is the source of this 1017-nucleotide messenger RNA. The record is from the annotation of a GenBank genome assembly. Lineage: Eukaryota; Metazoa; Platyhelminthes; Cestoda; Diphyllobothriidea; Diphyllobothriidae.